GUAUUUCAGUUAAGGUAAACUGACGAAACAAUCACUUUCCCACCACACCAACGAAGGAGUUAUUGGGAUUCACACAAUCGCAUAGGACAACCUCCAGAGCUUAGAGAGAGUGAAUCCAUGGCGUCUGUUUCAGUGUUCAGAGGCUUUGUCCAUGGCCACCGCUUCCCUCUUUUCCCGCACCAAUCUCAGUUGCCUGUUACAAGCAUAUUGAUUGGCUCAAAGAAGCUUGAGUAUCGAUCUAAUGGGUUGAGGCUUUAUGCAAGAUAUUCAGAUUCACAAUCAGCACGAACACAAGAUCUUUUUACUUCUCGUCUUCAAGAUAGUAUGGAGAACUUGCCGAAACUUGUGGAGGAUAUCGUCCAGACAUCUAUCAAUACGGGUCCUCGUGGAGCUUUAAGACUAGCUCAAGGUAUUCAAGCAGUCAUUGGUGUCGGUAGUGAGUGGCUAACAGACAUAUCACAGUCAAGAAAUCCACCUAGUGGAAUACCGUCGCAAAUGCAGCUUGGAUUGCUAUCACCCCUUUACCUACGGAAAUUGUUUGAACGCUUGGGGGCUACCUAUAUCAAACUAGGUCAGUUCAUAGCAUCAGCUCCCACAUUGUUUCCAGCAGAAUACGUGCAAGAAUUUCAGUAUUGUUUUGACAGAGCUCCAGUUAUUCCUUUUGAUGAGAUUAAGAGUAUCCUGCGCGAGGAACUCUCGAGCCCAAUAGAUAGUAUCUAUGAGUACGUUGAUCCUACACCAAUUGCCUCAGCUUCAAUAGCACAGGUACAUGCAGCUAGGCUUAAAGGGUCACAAGCAGAAGUAGUAAUAAAAGUCUUGAAGCCUGGAAUUGAAGAUGUAUUAGUUGCAGAUCUGAACUUCAUUUAUGUUGUUGCUCGCAUUAUAGAGUUCUUGAAUCCUGAAGUGAGCCGUGCGUCACUGGUUGCCAUUGUCAAUGACAUAAGAGCAUCAAUGCUUGAAGAAGUGGACUUCAAGAAAGAGGCAGCAAACAUAGAGUCCUUCAGAAGAUACCUGGAGUCAAUGGGGCUUACCAGGCAGGCGACAGCUCCGAAAGUGUAUCCGGAAUGCAGUACCAAGCGAGUUCUGACAAUGGAAAGACUAUACGGAGUUCCUCUUACUGACUUGGACUCAAUAAGCUCGCUUGUUUCAAGCCCAGAGACCAGUCUUAUAACUGCCCUUAACGUAUGGUUUGGUAGUUUGAUGGCAUGUGAAACUUUCCACGCAGAUGUACAUGCUGGUAACUUAUGGGUAUUACGUGAUGGUCGUAUUGGGUUUCUUGAUUUUGGAAUUGUGGGACGGAUAGCACCAAAAACAUGGAGUGCUAUGGAAAUGUUUUUGGGUUCACUUGCAACUGAAGAAUAUGAAUCAAUGGCCUCUGCCUUGAUUGACAUGGGUGCUACAAACGUGGAUGUGGACUCUAGGGCAUUUGCUAGAGAUUUGGAGAAGAUCUUUUCGUCUAUACAGGAUUUGGAUUCAGAAAUUGUUGUUUCAGCAGCCACCAGAACAGACACAAAGGCAACUACUGUAUCAGCCAAUUUAGUUGUUGAUGAGAGGCAGAUGAAUGCACUAUUUCUCGACGUGGUACGGGUUAGUGAAUCAUACGGGUUAAGAUUCCCUCGGGAGUUUGCACUCUUAAUGAAACAGCUUCUGUAUUUUGAUCGUUACACGCGGUUACUAGCCCCCAACAUGAACAUGCUUCAGGAUCAAAGGGUCACAAUUGCCUCAAAUCGAAGAACCAGCAACCGAAACAUCUACUAGCCCACCGGAAUCUUAAUCGGUUUGCUGCUACUUAGUUAUUUUGUGUAUAGCAACAGUAGUCAAGUAUAUACGUGCACAGAUAUUUUGAGCAGCAUGAAGUAUCAAAAUGUAAAUCUACCUUGGAGAAUUCUAAAUCCUAAGGUAAUAUAAGCAAACCUUACUUGUGUAUC
Messenger RNA from Cynara cardunculus var. scolymus (artichoke), 1928 nucleotides. RefSeq lists its product as uncharacterized. Bases 118 to 1758 code for a protein of 546 amino acids. Gene Ontology annotation, cellular component: plasma membrane; plastoglobule. The transcript is spliced from 11 exons. Lineage: Eukaryota; Viridiplantae; Streptophyta; Magnoliopsida; Asterales; Asteraceae. The record is from RefSeq and is a predicted model, not a curated record.